Messenger RNA from Lottia gigantea (owl limpet), 971 nucleotides. RefSeq lists its product as hypothetical. Gene Ontology annotation, biological process: regulation of transcription elongation by RNA polymerase II; positive regulation of DNA-templated transcription, elongation; mRNA processing. The record is from RefSeq and is a predicted model, not a curated record. The transcript has 4 exons. Gene Ontology annotation, cellular component: nucleus; DSIF complex. The coding region runs from base 158 to 511 and encodes 117 amino acids. NCBI's taxonomy places the organism in Eukaryota, Metazoa, Mollusca, Gastropoda, Lottiidae. Gene Ontology annotation, molecular function: RNA polymerase II complex binding; zinc ion binding.
UUCAUAUUUUUGUGUUUUCAGUGACUUUGGAUUUGCAUAAUUAUAUUCUGAAUCAUGUAAAUAACCAAUUAAUUUGUAUCCAUGCGCUGACAAAAAUGAAGGUAAGGGAGGCUACUCUAUCAGAAAUGUUUAUGAAAUAAAACAAGGAAUCGAAAACAUGUCUUUAGAAACUGUGCCAAAGGAUUUAAGACAUUUGAGGGCUUGUUUAAUGUGCUCACUCAUAAAGACUUUUGAACAGUUUGAAUAUGAUGGAUGUGAUAAUUGUGAUGAACAUCUUCAUAUGAAAAAUAACAGAGAUAAUGUCUAUGAAUGUACCAGCUCUAACUUUGAUGGGAUGAUUGCAAUGAUGGGAAAUGAAGAUAGUUGGGUUGCCAAAUGGCAGAGGAUAGGUAGAUGUGUAAAAGGAGUGUAUGCUAUAUCAGUGACUGGUAAAUUAUCACCAAGAAUAGUACGAGAAUUAUCUAGGAAAGGCAUUGUUUAUAGAUCUAGAGACACCAGUAUCAAGUCAUGAUUGCAAUUUCAUUAUAGACAUUUUCUUCAUUGUCAUUUUCAUCUUGUUAUGGAAGUUGUAAAAAUUAUUGAGGACACAUGUGUAAACUUUCCAUUAAAAAUAAUUUUUGAAGUUAAAAAGAUUGUAUAGAGGUUUCCUGUAAUUUUCUAUGAUUCCUGAAGCUAAAUGUUUGAUCACAUCACUAAUUGCAAAAUGUGCUAGUAUUACAUAAGGCCUUUCAUGAUUAGUGACUUCAUCAAGUGGAAUUGCAGAAGCCACAGACGUCUGAAUGAAAAUUGGAACUGUGCAAAUGUUUCUAUUGACACACAUUAAAAAUUUAGAAAACCUCAUUACAAUCCCUUUAAAUAAAAUUUUGAAAAGUAGUGUGUGAGAGUAUGUGAGUAUGUAUGUCUGUGUGAACACUCUACAAUGUGAAAUGAAUAUACUUCAUUAUGAAUAUUUUAAUAAAAUAUGAUGUAAA